UAUUUCAAAAAUAAAUAAUUUAGAUAUUCCGGAAUCAAAAUCAUGUCAAAUGAAGUUGUAUAUUAUGGAAAGAACCUAGAUGUCUUGAAAAAUAGUCUUUUAAACUCUUUUAAUAAUUCAAAUAUCUCUGAAAAAAAAACUACAGAAAUGGUUAAUUUAGAAAUACAUUCUCAAGAAAAUAUUGAAUAUUUAUUAAAGAGGGCUCAAGAAAACCUUGAAAAACUUUCAAAGGAAUUACCUGUUUCCGAAAAAACAAAAGAUUCUAAAGAUAUUCAAAAUAGCAUUGCUGCAUUAUCAGAUCAUCAUAAUAUUGAACCUAAGUAUAUAUCAACAGUUGGAAAUGUUAGUUCCUUAAAUUCUACGGUUUUUGAAAAAAGUUAUAAAGUGAUCUAUGAUGAUGUAAAUCAUAUAAUUGAACACAAACCAUUAUUAAGCAAAAAAGAAAAACGUAAGAAACAAGAAGAAACAGCAGGAAAAGAUUGGUUUUAUAUGCCUAAACCUGAAUUGACACAAUCUUUAAAGACUGAAUUACAAAUAUUAAAAAUGAGAAAUGUUUUGGAUCCAAAAAGACAUUAUAGAAAAGAUAAUUCUAAAAAACCUCCAAAAUACUUUCAAAUAGGAACAACAAUUGAUGAUGUUUUAAAUACACCUAUGGAAGAUUUUUUUAAGAAAAAAACUAAUACCAUUUUGGAUGAAAUUUUAGAGGAUCAGGAUAAACGACAAUAUUUUAAAAGAAAAUAUCAAGAUAUUCAAAAAAUUAAAACAUCGGGUAAAAAGGCAUAUUAUAAAAAACUGAAGGAAAAGCGAAAACCUUUUUUUUAAUAAAUUUAUUUGUAAUAUUAGAAAAACAAAUAUCAUUAGACUUAAAAUCACA
Messenger RNA from Pneumocystis murina B123, 874 nucleotides. RefSeq lists its product as hypothetical. Gene Ontology annotation, biological process: RNA processing. Gene Ontology annotation, cellular component: nucleolus. The record is from RefSeq and is a predicted model, not a curated record. The transcript is spliced from 3 exons. Lineage: Eukaryota; Fungi; Ascomycota; Pneumocystomycetes; Pneumocystales; Pneumocystaceae. The coding region runs from base 43 to 822 and encodes 259 amino acids. Gene Ontology annotation, molecular function: RNA binding.